AUGGACAUCCAAAGCAGUUUGACCCUUUUAAGGAUAAACUCUGCUGCAAAUAGUUGAACCAAGCAAAAACUCCAUCGUGAUCUUAAUUUUGCUGGGAAUAGUGCUCUAAUUGUCAAAACUAGAAAUUUGAAAACCUCAUUCCCUGAGAAAAGGCAGAUAACUCAGGAUAAAAAAUAAAACUCAAUCAAUCACUGAGAUCAUGACUCCGUCACACAGUUUCAAUUAUGUUAGCUAUGAUGGGUGCAAAGAUAAUAUAUCCCAGUCACCUACUUCACUUCCAAAGAACAGAAAUUUGAUAACCUUUAUUACAAGUUUCAGGGACAAGUCUAAAUUUUGAUUUAAGAGCAUGAUGAGGCUGCAGAGAGAUAGGUUGUGAAGAAAGGAGAAGAGGAGGAGAGGGGAGUUGGAGAAAGCGGUUACUAUAAGAAGGAUGAGGUGUAGGGUGGGAGAGAGUCGGAAGUGUUUGAAGAGGGGCAAGAGAGAGAAGUUACAGCUUAGAGAUGCGUUUACGAUGCCUAGUGAGCCUAUGAAAGUUGAGUUUAUGAAGAAACCUGAUUUUUGAGACAUUAGAGCCUAAUUCUCCAGCGCAGAAUUUGAGUAAAGUAAAAUUUCAGAGAUUUUGUAAGAAAAAGCAAAGAGAAAUGCACAGAAGUCUUGAUUUUGUUCAAGGAAGAAGAAUUGGCAGAGUUCGUAGAGCAAAACCGAGCGAAAAAGCUCAACAUUUAAUAAAUAUAAUGACAAAUAAACAACCAUCCCAAGAGGAAGAACUACCUAAUCAUAUAAAUGUAAAUAUUCUGAUAAUUUUCUAGGCUUUUGAUUGCACCUUUGGGGUUGAUAAGAAGCCUCAAAAGAAAAAGAUUAAUUUCAAACUAAAAAGACCUCCCCAGUCUAAAUCCCAAGAAAAAUCAAGCAAAUCCUCUUCCUUAGCUUACAAGAACCAUCAGAGGCUCAACAAUUGGGUAAUAGACUAAAAUCUCUUAAAAUAUUUCAAUUC
Molecule: messenger RNA, 994 nt
Organism: Moneuplotes crassus
Lineage: Eukaryota; Ciliophora; Spirotrichea; Euplotida; Euplotidae
Source: the annotation of a GenBank genome assembly